Molecule: messenger RNA, 1185 nt
Organism: Lachnellula hyalina
Lineage: Eukaryota; Fungi; Ascomycota; Leotiomycetes; Helotiales; Lachnaceae
Exons: 3
Coding region: 1-1185 (394 amino acids)
Source: RefSeq, a predicted model, not a curated record
AUGGCAACUACAAUGCAGCUACGAGGCAACCCUUUGCCCCUCUCAAUGGCUCCCGUCUCCAGAACCUCACAAGUCUCAAGAACCGUCAGAAUGCGCAAGGUCCAAACUUUCGAAGAUGACAAUUCCGAGAACAUCGAUCCCAUCAUCUUCUCCCCCAAACGCUCCAAGAACCCCGACGGUAGCAGCAGCAAAGACACCCUCCAAAAACCCACCAACUUCUUCCUAACCAAAGACCCCCCUCCCCCCAACGAUUUCUCCUGUCUAAAACCCACCACCUCUCCCCGUCGUCCAAUCCUCGCCGCUCGCUCUCCAGCUCCACGAGUAAACACCUCCAUCUCCAAAUCCACCCCACUAUCCGCACCCGCCGGGCGUUCCCCAACGCGAAAGCGCAUCGGUAUCUUGAACAGACGCCGCACAACAGCACCCUUUACAAGGGUCGAGCCUCCUAAAUUCGCAACCACUCCUGCUGGUUCAGGAGGACUAGGAUUUAGCAUCGAUGCCGCGCUCAGCGGCACCAUUCCCUCCUACAAGUCCCGGCAAGCGAAAGCUGUGCCGGACACGCUGCAUGAGCCUGAAGUCAAGGAUAGCUGGUUCUUUGACAUCCAUGAGGAUACGGCUGAGGAGCUGGCGACGAAUCUGAUGGAGCAUUCUACGUGCACGCUUGACAUUAGUUCGGAUGAGGAGUCAGCUGCUCGCUUGAAAGAUGAGCGGGGGAAGGAGAAUGUGCCGCCAUUGGACGAUAUCUCACAGACGCGGUCGCAGCUCACUUCCGUAGAUGCGGUGGAAGACUCGAUGAAUGAUAUCAAGGCAAGGAUCCGGGCACGUCGUGCGGUGGCCGAGGGGGCUAUUAACAUUGAUCGUUCGCCGCUGGGAGAUCUCGCUGCUGAGGAAUUUUACGCUGAGGGUUGUGAUGGGGAGUCGGUGUUCAUCAUUGCUUCUGACGAGGCUGCGGAAGAGGAAGGACGCGAGGGAUGCGAGACUGAAGCUCCUGGGACGUUUGAUUUCACUCCUGAAGUUGAUGGCAAGGGGAAGGGCAAAGAGGUGCAGGUUGAUGUCGAGGCGUUGAUGCGAAAAGAUGACUUUGAAGUUGCGCCUAAGGCCAUGUUACUUGAACCAAUCGAGAAAGCCGAUGAGGGGUUCGAGGUCUGGGAGAGCGGUAGUGCGAAAGAUGAAACUGAAUUGUGA